AUGAAGAAGUCUGCCAUCGAACGGCUUCCCCAAGAGCUUCUCCUAUACAUCUUCCAGGCCGUCGUCCCGCCCAUUUACCAACACGACCCCUCGAUCGUCCACGGCCCGCACAGCCCAUGGAUGUCCGCGCUCCGGACCCGCAAGGCGCUUGCCCUCUCCUGCAAGGCCUUCUUCGGACCCGCGACCGAGGUCCUUUACCAAGACAUCGUCCUCCGGCGCAUGGGCCAGAUCCCCGCGCUUGCGCGGACCCUCGACCCUGCCCGGACACCCUCUGCGGACAACAUCGCAGCGCUCGUCCGCAGCAUCCGCAUGGACUCGUGCGUCGUCUGGGCGCCGUUCGCAGACGUCGUGCGCGAGGAGCUGCACCUCAUUCUGCGUCAUUGUGCUGCGCUGCGGGCGUUCUCCUUCCACCCGCACGUGAACUUCGCGUUCCGCGAGGGGCCGGACAGCGACUUGUUCGAUGCCUUCGACCCGACGUGGCUUUUCUCCCCGGACUGUAGCGAAGCCUCCCCCAGCGGACUGCUGUACGCUUCUCUCGCACACGGCCUCUCCGUGAUGGAUCUCUACAUGGAUCUAAGAAAAGAGGCCGACUUCCUCGCCUUCCACGCUCUUCUAGCUGGGGCGUCGCGCGUCACGAAGCUCAAGAUCAGGCUCAACGGACUCUGCGUGAUCGAACCCGAGCCCCUCCCCGGACCCGUACGACCGCUCCUGGCCCUCGAAGACUUCUACUACGACUGCCAGACGUACUGCGGCUGGUUCUUCCAAUACAUCAGCCACGCGUGGGACCUACCGCGGCUCCGCGCGCUCACCGUCAUCGACCAGAGCGCAGAAGCGGUAGACGAGUUCCUGCAUGCCCACGGCGCCGGCCUCACGUACCUCCACUGGCGCAACCAAUACCUCGAAAUCGCGCCGCCCUACUCGGAGCUCGCCGCGCUCGGCAGCAACUGCCCGCGCCUCGAGCACCUUGUCAUACAGCACUCGAUUCCCAACCGCCGCCGCCGCAUCCCGCCCCUCCCCACCGUGCGUUCCCCUACGCUGCGCUUCCUCGACGUGUGGACGUUAGAUGUCGACCCGCUCCGGCGGGACGCGCUCCCCGCGCUCAUAUCCCCGGACAGCGACACCCCAAGCCUCGAGCGCGUGCGCGUCCUGCUCACGCCCUUCACCGACUUCGACCAACACCCGCCCACGGUCGACUGGCCGCGACUCUGUCACCCGCUGGACACCGGGAGCGAAGAGCACAAGCCGUGGUGCCUCCCGGCAGCGCGUGUCGGCCCCACGGCGCGUGUUGCGUUCUUCGAGGACACACAGUGCGGCGGGUUGCAUGGGCAGCCCGGCCAUUGGCACGCUGAUCACGCGCUGGACGUGGAGCUGGAGCAGCUGGCGGUGGGCGAACUGCGCGAGCCGGACGAGGAAGAGGAUGUAACGUUCGUGUUGUCUGAUGAGUCCUUCGACCUCGACGGGACGGGCGCCGAUGAGGAGCUUGAGGGAGACGGAGACGAUAUAGACCUGCCUGGACGCGGGCCCGUCAUAGCAGGAAGUCGGGUUGAUCGCGAGGUAUUCCUUGCUAUGUUUCACGAGAACCAGCUCGCCCCGCCAUUUCUCUUUGAGGAUGGGGUGUAG
Messenger RNA from Trametes versicolor FP-101664 SS1, 1620 nucleotides. RefSeq lists its product as uncharacterized. The transcript has a single exon. Lineage: Eukaryota; Fungi; Basidiomycota; Agaricomycetes; Polyporales; Polyporaceae. Bases 1 to 1620 code for a protein of 539 amino acids. The record is from RefSeq and is a predicted model, not a curated record.